AAAAGAACAGAGGGGUUAGUGUGCAGGAACGCAAUUCACUGUGCGAGGAAUCCCCCCUACUGCACCUACCGGUAGACACUGCACGCAUCCCCUGCUGAGCUGCACUGUACGGAACACUGUUGAAUCGCCCGCACACUUGGGGGAGACUGCUGCUGAACCCAAACGGCUCCUCUGAUCCAGACUAUCGGCUGACCUAACGCAACGCUUGUGCUUCGAACACACAUCGCCAACCAAUACCACCACGAUUUGACACAACCCAUCACGAUGGUCGUCUUGAACUAGCGGCCGCGUGCGUCGUCUUAGUGCAUCAGCAGCUGGUGCAAGGAAUCCUCUCGCACCUAUUUUCUGGCGUGUGCCCACUGCGGCGUUGGAAGACCUCAGGGGGCUGCUUCUCUGUUGGCGCGCAACGUCCUGAAACAUUUCGGGCUUGACCCAACGACGAUCCCGACGUCCCAUCUCGCCGCCUGCCUGCAUCUUUCUUCCAUCAACAAGCACUCUUCCUCAUCCCAUCCGCCACUGCAGAGCCAGAAACUGCUCAAGGCCGCAGUGCUCUCGCCAUGGAGCGGCCAGACCGAACCGAGCGAACGCCAGCCGUGGCAACUUCGCAAUCUUCCACACGCGGCCUGCCUGAGAACCCAGCACCGGGCCGUAGAAUCGGCCCUGGCCAAAUGCAAUUGUCGAACUCGAAUACGCUGCUCCCCCCACCAGUGCCUCCUGUUCCGACAGGCUCAAAUAUACCGGCAAAUGGAAACCUCUCUGCGUCCCGGGCGUUGACACCCACGCAGGUUAUCAACCUUGCCAAGGAAGCCAUGGCUGCUGCCAUGGAGAAUGAAAGUCAGGCCGCCGAAGCCUCUUCUGCUGGUAUUGGGCUCCAAUCCGGCGUUACCAUUGACCUGAGUCGGAAGAAUAUACAGAAGCUACCCGAAGAAGUCAUUGAUAUUGUCAAAGACCAGCUCGAACGGCUGGCCCUAUCCCACAAUCAACUGGCAACGCUCCCGUUCCGUUUCUCCGAAUGUACAUCCCUCAGAUACCUCAAUAUUCGUGGAAAUCAGAUCAAGGAGUUCCCCAUGACGCUAUGCGACUUGACGUCCCUCGAAAUUCUGGAUCUUGGUCGAAAUCAACUACGGAUCCUACCAGCCGAUAUUGCCAAGCUGACAUCACUAAAGGUUCUGUCCGUUCCGAAAAACCAUAUACGAGAACUACCACUCUGUUUAGCCGACAUGGGUUCUCUGCAAGUUUUAAAAUUUGAAGGAAACCCCAUCAGCUUUCCUCCCAAGGACGCUUUCCAGGUUCAAGCGUCCAGUCCUCCGAAUGAGGGUCGAGAUUCUGAAGUCACUGAAGUGGCCGUGACGUCGCACAUCAAAAAGUUCUUGAAGCAAUACGCUAUCUCUGGUCGAGCCGAAUCUGAGGCAGGAACUGGCGACGAGUCAAGUGAGGUGGAAGCGCCAACACGCUUUCCACUAAAGAGAGCUGCAAGUGGCCGAUUUCCAAUCCGUGUCAAUGGCUCCGAUGUUUCUGAGAUGAGAUCACCGGUUAUUGGCCAGCGAGCACCACCAAUUCCGAACCGAUCUCACUACAGAGGCUUAUCACAGCAAAGCACGUCCAUCAGACGGCCAGGCGUCAUGCCGCUCACUAUCGGUGGCAACGUUAACGAGCGUAUCCGAAGCAAUUCAGAAACGCUAGCUCGGCCAGACCGCCCUGAAAACCGAAAUCGACGUAUGGGAAUAGUCCCCAAAAAGACAUCUGAUCUUGGUACGCUUAAUGAAAUGGAAGCCAAUAAUCGUUUCAGCCACUACCGUGGAUUUAGCAUGGGUUCGGCUCUGCAGAGUCCGCCCGGAAGCGCAAAGAGCCCUGCAACACCCAGCGAACCGUUCCUUCAACGCCCAAUCUACGUUCGUCGUCUAUCUGUUCUGCCCGAGCGUAAACGAGACCCUGUUUUCUUCGAUCCUGUCGUCGAAGCAGCCAAGGGCAUUCUCUACUCGGUUUUCCAAAUUCAUCCCAUGAUUCAGAUGUUGAUGACGCUCACUGAAGACCCAUCAUCAGAGAGGUCUAGCCUCGAACCGGUGUUUUACAAUACAAAUUUCCAUGUCGAGCAACUUGAACAGGAGAUACAAAAGUACGAUGCAGCUGGCCACGACGACUAUGGUUCACUUGCCAAGGAGAAUCAAGGUGUUCAUAGCGCUUGCCAAACUCUCGUCGGCGCAUAUUCUCAUGUUUGCGCACUUUUGGCGGAUAACAUUGAUACCAUGGUCAGCAAUGGCGAUGCCCGAUACAUUCGCUCUUUGUUGAUGUUACUCUACAACAGUGUCAUGGAAUUAAGAGCAACACUGGCAUCAGUGACCGCUCAGACAGCUCCAGCGACCGUGUCUCAUGAAGAAAUGGGUAAAAACAGCAACACCAUCAAGGCCUACCAGCGCGACGAGUCCGGCAUUAUAUCUGGGACUGAAACCCCCCAAGUACCUCAGAUACGCAACGAUAGCGGCCUAACAUAUAACGAUGGAAUUCCGAAAGCUCAUGGAGAGGUUGGACCCAGCCCAGGCGGUCCUAGACGUGUUCCACCUCCCCUUAUACAAACGAGAAGCGGCGAUCUACAGCAACCAUUCCACCGACCCACGCCGUCAGAUCCGUCGUUGGCUGACAGUAGAUUCGAGCGCAUCUUUUCAUCGUUGCAUAAGUCUACAAACAUUGUCUUGGAGACGAUGCCGAAUUUCUGCGUGCAACUCUCAGGUGGGCUUCGAAAUGCAGUUGCGCAACGUGCCCCCGAGAAUAUGCUACGAGAAUGGAAGAGCCUUAUAUCCAUGUGCAACGAGACUAUCCAGCGAACAGAAAUGCUGAAAACGCGUUUGAACGCCAUACAGUCAGAUGGUGCUGGUCUGAAAGUGCAACCUGGCUUCUGGGGUACAUGCAGCAAUUUCGUUCUUUCAUGGACAAGGACUCUGGAGAGGAUCAAAGCUGCUAUCAAAACUAUUCCUCUACCACCAGAUACUCGUGGCCGACUGCGACCUCUUCACCAAACAGUUAAGGAGACAAGCAACUUGAUUAUGCAGUCACCCUGGCAGCAGCUUUUCCAGCCAGGUGGCCCAGGCAAUCUAACCAGCUCUUCAAGCGGCUUCGAUAGCAUAAUGAUGUCUCCAACGCAGACUCCGAUCACCCCGCAGAGCGCGGCUCUUGGACCGGCCUUGCAAGCUACCGUUCCAAAGACACCGCAAAGUGCUUCUUUCGAUCGAGCAUUCCAAGGCAAUGUCUUUGACCGGGCCGACGCGCUUAUUGCUAACCCAGGCAUGGCUAUGUCACGCAGUGGUACAAUGAGCAGAGGCCAUUCAAACCUUAGCAGCAUGUCCUCAAUCUCAUCCAUGUCUUCUGAUGGCGCUCCGACGCCAUCGACAAACUUUAGCCCUAGCGGCGAGUUUAUCACAGCCCCUUUCCCAACUGGCAAAGGUGGCCUGUAACAAUUUUUUCACACCCAGGCGGUUAUCUCUUAUUACUAUCGUUUAUUUGAGCUCUCUUUGAGCAUUGCAUUGUGCCAGCACUAGCUGUUGCGCACAGCCUUCCCACUGAAGUAGCAUGGCGAGGCGUUACGGUCGUUUUUUCAUGGUUCAAUCCAAAUAGAUUGUUAGCCAUUGUGUUCAUUUUUGUUUACUUGUUUGCUUUGCCUACUGCUUUUCACUGAACAUUGCUUUGUAUUUCUGCAGAAGAUAGAUGUAUGUAUGAUUAUUUAAAUGCUUGGGGAUGAUGAUACAACGGUGCUUUCGAAGCUGGUCAUAGCAAGAGAGCUAGAGUUGUAAUACACAUUACAUGAACAAAAUUUCUUCUUUGGUCUCUUACAAGUAUGGCUUCUAUAUCAGAUACUACCAGUUUAGUACAACUUGAUAUGAAAACAGUCGCGGCUUGAUCGCCUAG
[Torrubiella] hemipterigena is the source of this 3900-nucleotide messenger RNA. The record is from the annotation of a GenBank genome assembly. NCBI's taxonomy places the organism in Eukaryota, Fungi, Ascomycota, Sordariomycetes, Hypocreales, Clavicipitaceae.